UAAUUAAGUCCUGUUUUGUUUUGAAAAGCUUCAUUUUAAAUGUUUGAAACAAUAAAUGUUUUGUUAACAAUGUAAACAAAGUUGAUAUAUGUAUUAUGUAGAUAUUCACAUGUUGAAUAUGUUUCUUGGUUCGCACACAACUGAUAGGAAGUGAUACAAAGAAAUGUCAACGUGUAAUGUAAUUUACAUUUUUUAUCUAUACCGCUGCUCUUUUUUAUAAAAAUGCAAAGAAAGAUAAGAUGAUUCGUUAGGAUCUAUUGUUAAUAAUUUGUGUGUACAAAAACUACAGUUAUGAAUAAACCACAGCAACGAAACAAUCAAGCUUUAAAAUAUAUUAGUUUAAUUACCCUUACUCUACAAAAUGCCAUAGUUGGACUUAGUAUGCGAUAUGCACGUACAAGAUCAGGAGACAUGUUUCUUUCAUCAACUGCUGUUGUUAUGGCAGAGGUUGUUAAGCUUGUAACAUGUUUAAUAUUGGUUCUUCUAGAAGAAGGAAACUUGCAAAAAUUUUUUUAUUCUUUAGAAUCAUCAAUUGUUAAACAACCUAUUGAUACUUUAAAAGUAUGUGUGCCAUCGCUUCUGUAUAUUAUACAAAACAACCUUUUAUACGUAUCAGCAUCUAAUUUAGAUGCAGCAACUUAUCAGGUGACAUACCAACUAAAAAUUUUAACAACAGCUUUUUUCGCUGUAGUGAUACUGAAAAGGUCGUUAAGAAAUACUCAGUGGGGAGCUUUAGUAUUAUUAAUAAUAGGAGUGGUGCUGGUACAACUAGCACAAAGCUCAGAAACUACUUUACCGUCCGGUAUAGAACAAAAUCAUUUAAUUGGAUUUUCAGCUGCUUUAAGUGCGUGCUUUUUAUCGGGUUUUGCAGGGGUAUACUUUGAAAAAAUAUUAAAAGACUCAAAUAAAUCUGUAUGGAUGAGAAAUGUACAGUUAAGUCUUCUGUCAUUACCUUUUGGAUUAAUGACAUGUUUCAUAAAUGAUGGUGCAACACUGAAGAAACAAGGUUUUUUCUUUGGUUACGAUUUGUUUGUUUAUUAUUUAGUUGUACUUCAAGCAGGUGGAGGUCUUAUCGUUGCCAUGGUAGUUAAAUAUGCUGAUAAUAUACUUAAAGGUUUUGCUACAUCUUUAGCUAUUAUAAUUUCUUGUAUAGCAUCUAUAUAUCUUUUUGAUUUCAAGUUAACUUUACAGUUUUCUUUAGGUGCCGUUUUAGUAAUAUGUUCGAUUUUUAUGUACGGAUAUCAGCCAAAAUCAACGUUUACAGAUACACAUUCUCCUACCAAUAAGGACACUACAAAGGAACAAUCUCCCACCAUCUGCCUGGUUUACUCUUGUUCUUUACAUUCAAAAGAAGAAGUGGGUAAUCUUCUAUUGUCAUGUGUUCAACUUCCAGGACCGAAAGUGUGUGGUGGGAGAUGUUUCUCUACACACUUCCCCUUAACCGAAGGAAACCAAUGUUUCAUGAGAUUAUUUAACAAUUACAAACAAAAUAACAUGAUCGAUUUAAAGAAAUUCAUAUUGCAGUAUGAUAAAAUUUAAUAUUAAAUAAAUGAAUGUUUACAUAUAGUUAAAAAAAAUUAUGUAAUAAAUGGCAGUACUGGAGGGAAAUGAGACGAUAAUUUCAUAUAAGUUGGUAAUCCUGUAAAAUAUCGUGAGUGCUGAUCGUUCCAGCAUAAGAAACAGGAAUUGCGAUCUACGGCCGGUAU
Messenger RNA from Osmia bicornis bicornis, 1706 nucleotides. It is a transcript of the gene Ugalt, whose product is annotated as UDP-galactose translocator. The record is from RefSeq and is a predicted model, not a curated record. NCBI's taxonomy places the organism in Eukaryota, Metazoa, Arthropoda, Insecta, Hymenoptera, Megachilidae. Gene Ontology annotation, molecular function: UDP-galactose transmembrane transporter activity. Gene Ontology annotation, biological process: pyrimidine nucleotide-sugar transmembrane transport. The transcript has 7 exons. Gene Ontology annotation, cellular component: Golgi membrane. Bases 292 to 1539 code for a protein of 415 amino acids.